This is a messenger RNA of Rotaria sp. Silwood2, 240 nucleotides long. Lineage: Eukaryota; Metazoa; Rotifera; Eurotatoria; Philodinida; Philodinidae. The record is from the annotation of a GenBank genome assembly.
AUGCUUGAAUAUUGUAUCAUAGAUGAUAAACGAAAAAAUUCAAUUGUCAAUUUAUUAAAAGCUGAAAUUGCUAAAGGACUUGUUGACAAAUAUUGGACAUCAACAACACAAUUGCAUUGGAUCGCAACCUAUCUAGAUCCAACAUUCAAAGAUUUAUUGUUUGUUACAGAUCCAUUAUUUUUAGAGGAACAGAAGAAAUCAAUCGAAGAAGGUAGUCAUAUUUUGGCUAAUGAUUAUUAG